CCAGAAUGCACCGCGGCUGUCAGUUUCAGCCGAACACUGUGCUGCUGUACUUAGCGGAGAGCAUUUUGGCAGACGGGCCGACUUACUCCCAGUGCUGCAAGCAUGGACCAAGAUAACAACUCGGAGGACGAUUCAGUCGGCCCUUCAGAGGAAGGACUGCCUUGUCUACCUCCAGACCUUUCGGAUAAUGAAGCAAUGGAGCUGCUUUGGCAAUUGCGAGCCCAACGUCGCCAGUCGUCUCCCGAACUCCCAGAGACAGUGACCCGUCUUACUGCACCCGAUGGCAGCAUCUUAUACCUGGUGGGCACUGCCCAUUUUAGUGACAGCAGCAAAAAGGACGUGGCCACGACGAUCCGCGCUGUGCAGCCAGACGUGGUGGUGGUGGAGCUGUGCCAGUACAGGGUGUCAAUGUUGAAGAUGGACGAGAAUACGCUGCUAAAGGAAGCCAAAGACAUCAACCUGGAUAAGGUUCAGCAGGCCAUCAAACAGAAUGGACUGAUGUCGGGUCUGAUGCAGAUUCUCCUACUCAAAGUUUCAGCUCAUAUCACAGAGCAACUGGGCAUGGCACCUGGAGGAGAGUUUAGGGAGGCCUUCAAAGAGGCUGGGCGGGUACCGUUUUGUAAAUUUCACCUCGGGGAUCGGCCAAUUCCUGUGACGUUCAAGAGAGCCAUUGCUGCUCUCAGUCUCUGGCAGAAGGCCCGCCUGGCAUGGGGUCUUUGCUUUCUGUCAGACCCAAUCAGCAAAGAGGACGUAGAGAAGUGCAAACAGAAGGACCUGCUCGAGCAGACCAUGUCAGAGAUGAUCGGAGAGUUUCCUGCUCUUCACCAAACCAUUGUGGCUGAAAGAGACAUCUACCUCACACACACCCUCCGCCAGGCUACACGCUGUGUGGAGGCCCCCCCUAAUGCCCAGAAAGUGCCUGCUGUGGUGGUGGGAGUCGUAGGGAUGGGUCACGUCCCUGGCAUAGAACGAAAUUGGGACAAGCAGCUCAACAUUAAUGAAAUCAUGAGUGUUGCACCUCCCUCACGCAUUGGCUGGGUAUUGUGCACAGUCAUAAAGGGCGUCAUGAUGGGAAUGCUGGGAUAUGCUUGUUAUCGUGCCGGUGGAAGUUUAGGUAGAGCCCUGCUGUCUUUCCCUGCAGUCCAAUCUUUACUGGAAACACUGCGGCCACUCCCUGCUUGACCCAACUGAUCUUCUCUAAGCCAUCUGUGAAACAUUUUGAUCUAUUAAAACAAUGCAUCUAUCA
Molecule: messenger RNA, 1246 nt
Organism: Archocentrus centrarchus (flier cichlid)
Lineage: Eukaryota; Metazoa; Chordata; Actinopteri; Cichliformes; Cichlidae
Gene: trabd
Product: TraB domain containing
Exons: 10
Coding region: 103-1182 (359 amino acids)
Source: RefSeq, a predicted model, not a curated record